This is a messenger RNA of Coregonus sp. 'balchen', 10684 nucleotides long. Lineage: Eukaryota; Metazoa; Chordata; Actinopteri; Salmoniformes; Salmonidae. The record is from the annotation of a GenBank genome assembly.
CCAGUUCGUUGAAUUCAAAGCUGUGGGCACUUGGAGAGGACGCCGUUGGUUACUAAGCAGGUCAUUUAAACCCGAAUACGUUGAAAUAAGUGCCAUAAACACUAGCUAUAUACAUGUUAGUCGCGUUACAGAGAAUUUGGUAUUUGUCUCCAGCAAGAAAAACCAGCUAGCAAGUAUUCGUUGAUUGAUCCUCUGUUCCCCAACUGAGGUCAACAUGUCUGUUGCCAAGGAGGAGGCUUUAUCCCCAGAUGAGCUGAGGAAGAGGCUUUACCAAACCUUUAAGAAUCGAGGAGUGCUUGACACACUUAAAGUAAGUAUUUACAUUAGUAUUUAGUAUUUUACUACCAAAGACCAUUGUUUCCCCCUUUGUCAAACGUUAUUUCCUUGUUCCAGACGCAGCUUCGUAAUCAGUUGAUCCAUGAAUUGAAGCACCCCAUCUUGAGUGGAGAAACUGUUCCCAGGCCAGUCCCUAUGAAGUCAGACUCUGUCCUGGUCACUGCUUCUAACAGUCUGGUGGUAGAUCAUCUGAGGAAUUCUGGGUAUGAGUACACCCUGUCUGUGUUCUACCCUGAAUGUGGCAUGGGCAAAGAUAAGGUGAGCACUUGCACUUAUGCUUUGGAGCAGUAACACAGUACUAGGGCUGGGAAUUGCCAGGGACAUCAACGAUAAAAAUUAUCAUGAUACCGAUACGAUAUGUAUUGUGAUUCAAUACUGUGAUUUUAUUGCGAUUCAAUGUUCCAAACAUAUUGCUCACUAUAUGUCUGCAGCAGAGGGACAAAAGAAAGCCAUGAAACAAAGGUUAUGAUCAGUCAUGGAAAUAAAAGUGCUGAAAACAAAUUGGCUCCCUAUGUUAAAAAAAGAUGGAGAACAAGCUAUGACAUUUUGGUGCAGGUACAGCCAACUAGCGCAAAAAUAAUAUUGCGAUAUUGUCAAAAUGAUACGAUAUAUCGUCAAAAAUAAUGUCCUGAUAUGUAACUAUCGAUUUCUUUCCCACCAUCACUACGCAGUACUUUAUGUUUGGUCCUGUACAAUGCAUUGUAUUAUGUUGGAGCUCUGAAUGACCCCACUCCAGUAAUGUGUGGUCAGCUUUGCUGGUGCUGAACUCUCAGCUUCUUCCUUUACAGUAUACUCUUUGUUGACUAUGCUCUCAUCUACACCCUGCCAGAUUUUCACUUCAAGAGACCUUCUUCAACUCAUGAAAAUCAGCCCGCCGUCACCCCUUUACAAAUCUCUGGUAAUGACAACAUCUUGGUAAAAUCAUACAAAAUGAUAAUAAUUUGUACCUAUGAUGUGAAUGAUGGUUAUUUGUAUUUUUUUCAACAGGCAUCAAGCACACAGAAAGAUAAUAAGGGUAUGUUGCAUGUUGCGUGAUGUUUACUUUCAUAUUCCAAGCCCCCUGUUGUCAGCUCGAGCAUCCUGUCAUGUCCCUUAUUGAUGUCUCUUCCAGGUUUCCUGAUGAGUCUCCUGAUAGAAUUAACAGACCAUCAUCUGCAUGGAGAACGAUGUGAUGCUGAGACUCAGACCACCACUAUGCCAGCUUAUAGAGAAUCUCUUGGUAUGUAUGAAGCACUCUCAAAUUAACCAAGUAUUACAGUAAAAUACUGCUUGACAUACAUUUAAUAACUAAAUAAUGGACCUUUUGUGUGUGCAGUUGACAAGAUGAAAAUGAUCGAUGAGGAGUAUGAAGCUCUCCGCUACAAAGGGGACAAGUGGGUGUCCUAUGAAUCUAAGCUUGCUGCAUAUCGAAAAGAAGUUGAAGCACAGGUUCAAGCAGAAAUGAAUGCAAAGGUAUGACUCUGUUUCUCAACGCCUCUUUAUGCAUUCUGAUGUUCUAGUGUUGGAAAUGUUUAUAUUGAGAAACGUGGUGCUUUUUGCUUCUUCAGCUGCAACAUUAUAAAGAUGUGGAAAUAGCCAAAGUGAAGAUGGAGGAAAAAGAUAAAUCUCGCAAAGAGAUUUUGCAGCUGAGGCAGGACAUGGAGAGGACUUAUAAGAUGAAGUCAGAGGCAUUGAUCAAUAGGGAGAAGAACGCCAUCGAUCGAUUACAGAAACAACAAGAGGUACUUGAUACUCAGUUCUCCAAUCAUAGAUUCAGUGGCCAAUUCAUGUUCUACUUGGGUCGUUCUAUUUUCUUAAACUUUUUGCUUUCGGUGUUGUGUGGUUAUGUGAUGUUAUGGAUUACUUUGUAUUUCAUUUGUGUUUUUCAGAUUGAGGAGAAAGACGUCUAUAUGCAGAGACAAGCUGUGUUGAAAGAAAUAGAAACUGUGCGGAAUAGAGAAGCUGAGCUGAGGUUAAGGAUGGAGGCUUUUGAAAAGUAAGAUGAAGUCAUAUUGCCGUACUCAUGCUGAAUCAUUGUCAUACUGGGGUUAUCAGGGUUGGUUUAGCAUGUUACUCACAGAAUGCGUAUUCACCACAGGACUUGCAAAAUACAGGAAGACAAGACCAAGACCAUGGAGGACCUGCUGAGAAGAAGAGAGUUUGCAGUGAAGAUGACGGAGGACACCUAUGACCAAAAGCUGAAGAAUGAGCUUUCAAGGUAUUAUGAUGUCAUUUUGCAAAAUGUAGCCUACUUGGACUGUUCUGUACUUUUUUGAGAUAAUAGUUACCUGCUCUAUCGGUUGGAUUUCCCUUCACCUCCCAGCACAUAGAAGGCCUCAUCAUUCCAUGACAUAUAUUCUCUCUGCAUCCAGAAGGUGGCACUCUUGUGUAGAGCAAAAAUAUGAGUAUUCUGACGUUCACCAUCAUAUCCUCUAUGCAUAUUUUGUUGAUGUAUUGUGUGCUUGGAUCCAGUUCAUCAAGGACAAUUAAUUCACCUUCUGAUUCAGUUGAUAAAAGGGAUUGCAGGGAUGAUACUGUACAGUGUAUUGUACAGCCUUGAAAAUUGGGCUAAGUAGCUUUGAAUGCUAAUAAGUUUGACUCUCACCACAUCUAUCACCUCUUAAACCCUACAACCACAAGGUACUUAUUUUUAGAUCGUAAAUCUGGCUAGUAUAGCCAGCUGUCAGUUAGCAUUAGUGUAACAUGCACGAGGACUGGGCACAGAGGCUGUGCAACAAGCAGUCCAGAUGCAUCGCUUCUUGAAUAGAGCAUCUACCCAGUGCCAGUCUCAUAAUGCACUGUCGUGCACUAUCAUGUCAUGGUUUUGAGAUAGGUGGCUCAUUUGCAUGUUACAGUCUAAGUAUAAGAAGUUUGAUGUACGCUAAGCAGUGCAACACUUCAGGAAACUAUUAUGUUACCGUCACGCUGUAUUUAAGCAAUAAGGCCCGAGGAGGUGGGGUAUAUGGCCAAUAUACCACAGCUAAGGGCUGUUCUUAUGUAUGACGCAUCGCGGAGUGCUUGGACACAGCCCUUAGCCGUGGUAUAUUGGCCAUAUAUCACAAACCCCUGAGGUGCCUUAUUGCUAUUAUAAACUGGUUAUCAACGCAAUUAGAGCAGUAAAAAUAAAUGUUUUGUCAUACCCGUGGUAUACGGUCUGAUAUACCAUGGCUGUCAGCCAAUCAGCGUUCAGGGCUCGAAACACCCAGUUUAUAAUAUGUUACAUUACUGUCUUAUAUUACUAACAUGUAGGCCUAUGGCAUUUAUGUUACUGUCAGUCAUUAUUCCAUGUUGUUUAUGUCAAUGCUUUCCUCGUAUAAAUAACCUUAGUGAUUAUUUGGUAUUUCUCUCUAUCAGAUAUCAGCUUGAGUUGAAUGAAGAGUACAUCAAAAGGACCGAAACACUCACAGAGAAUGAGAAAAGAACCAAAGGUCUGUGUUUUUCCUGUAGGCCUUCAUUAUAAACAAUGUAUUAACUGUUGUGCUUUGUAUCAUUUUAUACGAAUGUCUUAUCAUCGCCCAUUCCUUUUCUCUCAGUGGAGACUAUUCGUAUGCAGAAGGAGUCGGCUGCAAUCGAUGCCAAGCUAGAGGAACACCGCAGAGCUUGUGCGGAGUUGAGACAAUUGCAGGUAAACUUGGCAACCAAUGAUACUGUAAUGCAGAGAGUGGCCCUGCUUUGUAGGAUUGUCCUUAGACAUAUUGUCAUCAGAUGGUUCACAGUUUUAAGCUGACUAAGUUCAUGUGUACAACUGAGACAUAACAUGAGAUCCACAGACAUAACAUUUUCACAUACUGAUUUGGCCCUUACUGUAUGCAUGCUACUCUCUGUCAUUUAGAUGGAGCUGGACACGUCCCAGUCUCAGUUCUCUCUGCUAACGCAGCAGAAUGAGCUGCUGAGAGAGAGGCUGGAGACCAUGAAUGACUACCCCACCCUGAGGCGAGAGAGGGUGGAGCAGCAGGCCCAGUUCAGGCUGCUGAAGAAACAGCUGGAGGAAGCUCAGGAGGAGAACCAGCGCCUGCGGGCAGGUGAGGAACGAUGGCCUUACCAGAUGAGAUAGGCUACUGCCUUCUUCUUUCAGUUUUGCAUAGGUGGGCUCAGUCUGGGCGUGUGGGGAACCAGUGACAUUUUCCUUUCCUUUUUGCUUCCAUUUUACCCUCUAGCAUCUCUCUCUGACUAGUCCUUUUCUCUAAGUGGGAAACGUUUGUUUUAUCACUUUCGCUAGUUCAGAGGUUACAUAGUUUAGAGAUGCUCUCUAUUUUCUGGUCAAAUGGAAUGUGUUGAGAAAUAUACAAAUAAUGCAUGAAAUUCUUUUCCAACCCAGAGAGGAUACAGUAUGUCGUUUUUGGCUGUGUGGAGUCUGUAUAGACACUGUAGUGGGAACUAUUCAGUCUACUCUGCCCAACUGGUCUUGGCACUGUGGCAAAGUCUUUUUGGAUGUGCUCUAGAUGACUGUCAAUGCGGGGCCUCUCUGCAGUGUUUGUGGCUUUACAGACGGCUCUGUGAAGUGAAAGCAGGGGGGAUGUGGGGGUGGAUGGGGCCAAGCGACGGAGGGGAGGAGGGACAGAGGGCCCAUGCUUCAUCCCUCUCUGAGGGACACAAUGCUCUUCCUGUCAGAGGAGAAGGGUGGACGGGGGACCAAUGGGCCGCUCUCUUUCUCCCCCCCCUCCCCUCCUCUCUCUUUCUUACUAACAGUAGGCUUCAUUAACCACAGAGUUAGGCUAGUACCAUGUGCUCGAUAAUGUCAACCUCCCAGCACCAUCUCAGCCAAACCAAUGUACUGUAGCUAGCUGAGGAGAUUAACUGGAGCGUAUCACAUAACUUCUGAUUUUCACCUGACAUGAAAGUUUUUGCCACAAAACCUCCCUUGACAUUUCUGGGGCAUUGUCACAAUGCUUUUAAGAAAAAUACUCAACCUAAGCCCAUUAUUACUUGUCCAUAGUUGAAAAGUUAAAGAUUGGUAAUUGGAUAUACUGUACAAUGAGUGCUCUAAUGUGUAAGCUGUUAGCCGGGAUGUUGUGACUCUCCUAUCCGAUUGUCUCCCCGUAGAUCUGGGCAGGCCGUCGGUGGAGCAGCUGGCGUUACAGACGGAGCUGAGGAGGCUGGAGAGUGCCAGGAGGCUGUCGGAGGAGGAGUUUGACAGCCACAGACAGGUGCUGCAGGCCCAGCUCCAUAAUGAGGUCAGUGACACAAUGCUUCUCUGAUAGUGUGGGAAACAAUGUGGAGAGUAGAGCGUCUUCUUCUCUUUAACACACAACUGGCCUGACGUUUAGUUCUUCAUGGUUAUAGUUAGGCCUUACAUCUGGGUUUCGGUCCAAUUGGGAGCCUGCAUGUCAUCUUGCACCUGUUGCAGGGUCUUCUUCUCUGUCUGUAACAUCUUGUUGGCUGUGUCCACCUGUUGGAGGUGUUCUCUGUCUGUAUUAACCUCUUGUUGACUGUGUCUGUGUAUACCAGGUGGAGCGCUCUGCCCAGUUGAAGGCCCAGCUCAUAGAAUGUGAGGAGAGGACUCAGUGGAUGACCACCCAUGCAGAAGACAUCAAGAUGCAGCUCCGACAAACACAACUAGGUACAUGGUCCUUGUGGCGUGUUUUUUUUUUUUUUUUGACAUGGCUAGUCACCCUGAAUCAUGUGUGCAUAUUGUAGUUUCUGGAUCUAGCUCUGCUACACAACUAUGUAUUUUUCAUGAAGCCUAGCCUUUGUAGCUUAGCUUGUGUAGUAGUCUGCAUCUCAGUAGUGGCCUGUCCUGACUCUCUUCAUUCCUGUUCCUUCAUCUGCUCUGAUCUUCAAAAGUUGAACAGGUGAAAGCAAGUCCUACAGUAGGCUUUCGACACACUACUUUCGCUUAAUCGCUGUUCUCAGAUCAGUACAGAUGAAGGAAUGGAGACCAGGAGAGGAAUCCACUUCAUGAUAUUGACAAGCACCCUUAGACUUAGUUUACAAAUCACUUUCUCCAUCUUAUCUCCUUAUGGUGGUUGGUAUUUUGUCUUUGCCCUCAUCUUCUCCUCUUUCUCUCCCCAUUUAUUUUCCCCCUUUCAUCUCUUGGUUCUGUGUGAUUGCGGUGGGCAGCUCUAGAAAACGAGGUCCUGCGUAACCCUAAGCCCUCCCUAGUGGACCGCUCAGUGCUGGAGCUCAGUCCUGAUAAACUAGUGCCCCCUGAUAUCUAUGUGGACAGAGGUGUCCUGAGAGCCUGGGCAGCGGGUUAUGAUGAUGUGUGUGAAGCAGGUGUGAUGCCCUCUCGAGGGCGCAGGCCUCGCUGGGGGCGGAGCAGCUCCCUAGACUCUGACGCUGAGCUGGUGGCCGGGGCCAAGGCCAGGAUCAGAGAGCUGGAGAAGGAGGCGGAGACGCUGGAGGAAGCUUACAGGAACUACCAGCAGAGGGCGGUGUCUCACAUGCUGCCCCCGCGAUGUCUCUCAACCCAACGAGCACCGGCAUCACCCCGCCCUCACUCACCUCAGAGGCAACAUAUCUCUCACCAACGCCCUCGCUCGCCCCAAAGACAACAAGUCACCCCCCACCCUCGGCCCCACUCACCCCAGCAUCCACAGGUCUCACACAGACCUCUCUCCCCUCAACGACAACCCCCUCCCCAGCGUACUAGAGUCCCCACCUCUCCCCAGCCCAGAGUGACCUUCGCUGAAGACCAGGCCCAGCAUCAGUACCCUGGUCCAGGGAGUGGAAGGGACAUCCAGUCCCUGGACUUCAGUGAGGCCCGGUUUUCAGGAGACAGACGCCCCCAGGAAGGCAGCUCCUCUCCCCCUAGACGCCUGUCUUCCACACCCCUCUCCCUCUCCAGGAGGCAGCUUCACACAGAGCCUGUGGAAGGUAGGAGCGUGCAAUCUGUUUUAGUGGGUUGUUUCACUUCAAACGGAUUUAAUGUCCCAAGCGCUUUACUGCAAAAACUGUAAAAUGUGUUUUGGAAAUAAUUCAUUGUCAUUGCUCAAAACAAUGCUUGUCUUGGUGUAUAGUUAGUAUUUUAUAUCCCAUUCAUAACUUGUGAUUCAUUGAGUCAGUCCAUAACAUAUACUGAGUUUUAGUCGACAUCUUGUCAUCUCCAUCUUUUUUCCCACUUUAAGCCCUACCAUUUUAAGCGUUUUGAAACCCCAUAUGACAGUGCUGAAGCUGUAUCUUCUGUCGUUUGCUGCAUUUUGUAACUAACAGUUGCUCCUCCUCUCAUUCUCAGAGGCUGAGGUAUCGUCUGUGGCGUUUCCUGUGCUGUCUCCUGAGAGGCAGCUCUCCCCCCUCCCCCUGCUCCACGGAGAGGUGGCGUGCGCAGGGGAUUUUACCUCCAAUCUCUCCCCACCUCUCAGCCCUCAGCUCAGGAGCACCGCACGAGGCCAAUGCAGGUAGCACCAGGGUUCACCACAUGAAGGGCAUUAUAACAAUAUAUUACGAUUGAUUCAGUUCAGUGGUACAGUUGUUUGUUUGUCUGUAGUCCACCACAGGUACAGCAAAUCAUCUUCUCCAGUUCAGAGUCAGAGUCUUCCCCUCAGCCUGAGAAGAUAACCAUUGAAGAUCUCACAGAGCCUUUGCCAGGUACUCUUAAUCCCAGAUCAGUUUUGUUAUCUUGUGUUGGUGUCCGUCUUGCUUUUUGAGAAGCAGCAGAUGACACAACAGGUGCAGGGUAUAUUCCUGGGAUAUUGUGCUGGGGGUGUGUUCUGUUUUAAUAUGUACUUGAAAUUGGACCAAAAUGACUCAUCCAUCUCUCUUUCUUCAAUAUGGGGUUUAGUUUACAUAAUACUUUUCACUACUGUAAUGUACUUCAAUUCACAUUAUGUUGACUAUGUGCUACUACGUACAUUUUAUUGUACAUCGUCCCCCGUCCUUAAAUAGUGGGAUUUACUUCAUAACCAGUCAACCUUUCCAUUCUACCGUGAAAAAUACAAAGCACUAUAACACCAAGCUGAAUUAUGAUUGAUGUGUCUGUUUCCAGUCGUAUUAUUACAUUCCACUAUAUAAUCUCUGUUGACCGUAACCAUUGAACGGCAUUAUGAUUAAAAUGUCACCUUAAUUCGUGGGCAGCUGUUCGCCAUGCUGGAGUCAGUCUAUUAAUAUCUGCUGUGGCUUGGAGAUAUCUGAGAUGGCAGAAGCCUUCUCUAUAGGACGCCAGGCAGAGAUGACACAGCCCUCUGUGCUCCCAGCAUGCUUUGCUUCCUAAACAUACAGCACCUGUGCGUUUCCCCACUGUAAUGCUGUAAUACUGGAAUCAUACCUUGGGAAGGGCAGGGGCGGGCGGGGGGGCAGCAGCACCUUCAGCACUGCAGGAAUGGUGUUGGGAUAUUUGCUUGUGUUGUUGACCAGUGGCAUUGAAAUAUUCACAUAUUUCAUUAUAAAUGAUGCAUCCAAGGUUUUCUGCAUCUGAUGUUGCAGAUUGACUGAUCCAUAUUAGAUUUGGGAGUGUUUGCAAAUCCAGGCAUGUUUUCACCUAUGAGAAGCAUCUUAAAAUCUGAGUGCUGAAUCAGUGCCAACCAACAGAGGGUACGGGCCAUAUAGUAUGCCAUAUGUCUGCCCAUACCAAAUGCCCCUCCUAACCCCAUAUGUUGCCUUCAUUCUCAUACUUUUACUGGUGAAUCCCAUUUAGAAUGACUGCUAGUAAUGCAUAUCAGUUUAAGGUGGCCUUAAUCAGGAAUUACUCUUUCCAUACAUUUACACAGGUUAUCUAUAAAUCACUGUAACAACAACACAUACUACUAAAUCAGUUAUGUCUGUUUUCAAAUGGCUGUGUUUUAAUGAAUGUGUGACUGGCCUCCAGAGUGUCCUCACUGGCCCGGCACAAUGGAUGAAGGGCAGCUGAUUAUGUAUUCUGUGUUGGUCCUCCUGGCCUCACUGCUUUAUGGCCAGAGCAUAAAGGGCCUCAUUGUGACUCUCUCUCUCUCCCCCCCACCCUCCAGAGCCCAGACACAUUCCAGAGCUGCUCCUGGACACGGCAGGCCCUGAGGAGGAGGCCCUUGAUGGGCCCCUGACUGUCCCCCCAUCUCGGGCCCCUUGGGACCUCACAGAGACUCAGCUGCAGGGGGGUUAGUAAUGGAGCACAUCCCCUCUCCCUAGAAGAGCACACCCAACUUUUAGACUAAUUGAUCUGUCACCCCACCCACAAUGCAAUGGCCAUACUCUGGCCAUGUUUUAUCCAACUUGAUGUUUGAUAACUCACCACUAUACUGCAAUAUGGUAGUCCCGUUUAAAACCACUGUGCAGGGAGCACCGAUUCAGCUCAUUCUUUUAACUCAAGUGAACCCACUUUGAUUUGUAGAAGUUCAACAAACUCUGGAUGAACCUGCCAGACAGGAGGAGGAAGAGGAGGAGCUGAGGUGGGAGCGAGAGAGGAGAGAAAGAGAAGACAAGCGACGGAGGGAAAAGGAGGAAGCCCAGGAGAGGGAGCUGAGAGAACUGGAGAGAUUGGAGCAAGAAAGGGUAGGGAUGAACUACUAGACUGUUGCGCUGACAUUCACCUUUAUUGAUUUAUUCAUUAAUUUCCAAGUUUUUAGACUCCUUCUAAAAUGACCUUAACAUUGAUGGAUUGACCUAUCUGUUUCUUAGCUAUUGGAAGAAGUGCAGCAGUAUGAAGAGGUGGGGGAAGAUGAGGAGAGAGGAGGGCAGGAAGAACCGAAGGAGGCAGAAGAGCCUCAGGAGGAGAAAGCCCCGUCCUCAGACAAAGAUCCACUCCAGAAGUACAUGAAGAUGAUCAUGGAGCAAAGACGGAGUCAGCAUGUACAGGUGCGACACACUCACACACACUUUUCUGUGAAGACCUGUUGGUGUCAACAAAUCUGCUGACAAGCUUUGUUUUUCUUGUGGAACUGAAGCAGCAGGUGAGUGUAUCCAGUGGAGUGUUUGAAUUUGUGUUGUUAUUUUAGAGCCCUGCUGGUAGAGAGGAGCCAGAACACAGGAGCCCUGAGGCCAAGAGUUUGUCUGAUGAGAAAGAUGACAGGUAAGUCUAAACAUUUCACAGUGCUUGUCAGAGAGGAGAAGAGUUUGGCAGAUUUGAGAUCUGGCAGAGAGACUGUCAGUGAGGUUUCCUGACUCACUUCACAAGAAAGGACCUCCUCUCCUCUGAUAUACCAGUAUUUUGGUUUUUAGACCAAUUUAUCAAGAACGUGUUUUUCAAUCCUAUCCAUAGACUAAUACUAAUAAACGAUUAUUCUAUUCCUCUUUAGCGUUGCUUUCUCACAUGAAGAUGCAGAUGAGUUCUGGUGAGGUGGUACAGAGUGUGAAGACGUGUGUGCGAAAGGUGCAAUACUACUGUACGUCUUACUUUAUUGUUUUUUUGUAUAAAUGUCAGUCUUGGUUCAUUAACUAAUAAACCUUUGAUUUAUAAAUGACACAGUGCCUCAAAGUGACUUAUCGACACUUGCUUACAACUUUUGCGUGUGUGUGUGUG